AUGGAGAUGAGUGAGGAAGUCUGGUCAGGAAGUCAAGGUACCCUCUGCGUGUACGUAAGUAAGGCGAAAGAUUUGCCUAAUUUGAUUAAAUUGGAUAAACAAAAUGUAAUGUUACGAUUAAGGAUUGCACAUAUGACUAGAGAGAGUGACACCUUGUUCAGAGCAGGACAGAACCCUGUUUUUAAUUAUCUCGAGAAGUUUGAUGUAACACCUGAUGUUAAGCCGAUAAUGAAUGUUGAGGUUUAUUGUGAUAGGAAGAAGAAAGCACCGUUACCCAUUGGGAAAUGUGAAAUUGAUUUACUGAAUGGUAUAAGAGCUGAUCCAAAGGAGGGGUAUUGUACCUGGUAUGAAUUAAAAAGGGACAGGGACGAAUUUGCAGGUAUGAUAUUUAUCGAAUUGACAUUCACCCCUAAACUGAAUCAAAGCUACAGAGAGAGAACAGAUAGUGGAUUUGAGCGAUUGGAUGCCUCCAUUGCAAGUAGACCCAUACCACCCUUACCUAAUGAAAUUCCAGAUCUACCACCAAGUCCUUAUCAGCAUUCAGUGAAUGGUAGUGGCGGUUAUAUGCAUGCAUCUGAGAUGCGACAAGUUACACCUUCAGUAAGAAAUAGUUAUAAUGGGGAACCAUUAAAUGAAUUAGACUAUACCCCAUCGAGAACUUUAAACGGUGCUGCAAAUUUUACCUCUUCAGUCGAUACGAAUGAAACUACUUUCUCGCAGGCAACCAGUGAUACCGUAGUCACCGCUGAAUCAGAUACCAAAUUCCAUUUUGCAAAUUUAAGAAAGCUGAAAGAGAAGAUUAAUAUCUUUAAGAAUCCCAGUAAUUCUGUCGCCAAUGAAUCUAAAGAAUCGCCAGUUGAUAUUGAAGCGUUACAGAAGGCAAUUGGAGUAGCUUCGCUCAGUGAGGAUGACGAUAGUGAGGAUGGACGAGUCCAUUACAAUGAAACUACGCGAUCAUCAUCUAAGGUAUCUUCCGAUGUAUGCACGAGGGCGUCCAGUCGUAGAGACAGUAAUAUGAGUAUACAACCGCCUUUGCCACCCUUACCAGAAGGAAAUUUCCAAAGUGGAUCCAGAUCACCAACAUCGCGGAGAACUUCAAUACCUAGAAUGGGUGUCCAUAAUUACAGCCCGACAAGAUUACAGUCAAAUUCCACAUCAUUAUCUCCCCAACUUCCCAUGUUGCCGACUUCACCAUAUUCCAGACGAAAUUCUGCAUCGCCAACAAGGAGGAGAAUACCUCCGAAUAUGUAA
Molecule: messenger RNA, 1251 nt
Organism: Naumovozyma castellii
Lineage: Eukaryota; Fungi; Ascomycota; Saccharomycetes; Saccharomycetales; Saccharomycetaceae
Gene: INN1
Product: Inn1p
Exons: 1
Coding region: 1-1251 (416 amino acids)
Source: RefSeq, a predicted model, not a curated record